Messenger RNA from Manis pentadactyla (Chinese pangolin), 1142 nucleotides. RefSeq names its product interferon gamma (gene IFNG). Gene Ontology annotation, biological process: immune response. Lineage: Eukaryota; Metazoa; Chordata; Mammalia; Pholidota; Manidae. Gene Ontology annotation, cellular component: extracellular region. The record is from RefSeq and is a predicted model, not a curated record. Gene Ontology annotation, molecular function: type II interferon receptor binding. The transcript is spliced from 4 exons. The coding region runs from base 100 to 600 and encodes 166 amino acids.
UUGGCUAUUAGACAAGAAAGAUCAACUAAGUCCUUUGGACCUGAUCGACUUAAUACAGGAGCUAGUGAGUUCAACGACUUCAGCCUGACUCUCCGAAAGAUGAAUUAUACAAGUUAUAUCUUAGUUUUUCAGCUCUGCCUGAUUUUGGGUUCUCCGAGCUACUACUGCCAGGCCACAUUUUUUACAGAAAUAGAAAACCUAAAGGAAUAUUUUAAUGCAAAUAGUCCAGAUGUAGCAGAUGGAAGGCCUCUUUUCUUAGAUAUUUUGAAGAAUUGGAAAGAGGAGAAUGACAAAAAAAUAAUUCAGAGCCAAAUUGUCUCCUUCUACUUCAAACUCUUUGAAAGCUUGAAAGAUAACCAGGUGGUUCAAAAGAGCAUGGAUGUCAUCAAGGAAGACAUAUUUGUUAAGUUCUUCAACAGCAGCACCAGCAAGCUGGAUGACUUCCAAAAGCUGAUUCACAUUCCGGUAAAUGACCUGAAGGUCCAGCGCAAAGCAAUCAGUGAACUCAUCAAGGUGAUGAAUGAUCUGUCACCAAGAUCCAACCUAAGGAAGCGGAAAAGGAGUCAGAGUCCGUUCCCAGGCUGGAGAGCGUCAAAAUAACGGUCGUCCUGCCUGCAAUAUUUGAAUUUCUAAAUCUAUUUAUUAAUAUUUAAUAUUUUACAUUAUUUAUAUGGGGAAAAUAUUUUUAGACUCAUCAAAGUAUUUAUAAUAGCAACUUUUAUGUAAUGAAAAUGAGUAUCUAUUAAUAUAUGUAUUAUUUAUAACUCCUGUGUCCUAUGACUCACUUGAAAUUUUUUAAAAUUUUUCUGAUUAACUAGGCAAGAUAUGUGAUUACAAGACUUUAUCUCAGAGACCAAUUAGGCAGUUCCAUUUAUUUCACUUGACAAUACAAUGAGCACUUAUAAAUGAAAUGAUGCCAUCCAGUCACUGCCUAUCUGAGCCCAUGUCUGCACUUGAGCCACUGCUUCUGUGGCAUGUCAGACAGCACUUGGAUGGAUCAAGUGAUAUGACUUGUCCCCGGAUAAAAACAUCAUCUCAUGCCUGGUGCUUCAGAAUAUCACUGACCACUGUGACUGCACCCAAAUGGAAAGUAAUCUCUUUGUUUAGUUUACCAAUAUUUAAUAUAUACAAAUAAAGUAUAA